This is a messenger RNA of Anopheles coustani, 876 nucleotides long. RefSeq names its product fatty acid hydroxylase domain-containing protein 2-like. Gene Ontology annotation, biological process: sterol biosynthetic process. Lineage: Eukaryota; Metazoa; Arthropoda; Insecta; Diptera; Culicidae. The record is from RefSeq and is a predicted model, not a curated record. Bases 1 to 876 code for a protein of 291 amino acids. Gene Ontology annotation, molecular function: C-4 methylsterol oxidase activity; iron ion binding. The transcript has 4 exons.
AUGGAGUUGAACGUCAGUGAGAGCAGCGGCUACCUGCAACAGCGAUGGGACGAUUUCUUGGACGUCGUCGGGGACGAUCCUGAGAUGCUGUACGUUUGGGGCCUAUCGAUUUACGUCCACAGCCUCUACUGGGUUUUGGGAUCGUUCUUCGUGUUCAUGGAUCUCUUCCAGUGGCCCGCUCGGCUACGGAAGUACAAGAAUCAACCGGGAAUCAAUGAACCCCUCAAGUGGUCGGACCUUCGCAAGAUCAUUCGUACGGUGCUGAUAAACCAGCUUCUACUGAGCGUUCCAAUAACGCUGUUCGGCUUCCGUGCCUUGGUGGCCAGCGGAACACCGAUGGAAGUACGCACCCUCCCAACGCUGUACGAGCUGGUGCGUGAUCUGGCCAUAGCGGCCGCCGGCUGGGAGCUUGGGUUCUACUAUAGCCACCGAUUGCUUCACUCCAAGCACCUCUACCGGUUGAUCCACAAGCAGCACCACGAGUUCACGGCACCGGUCGCCUGGGCGGCCAUCUACGCGCAUCCGAUCGAGCACGUGUUCGGCAAUCUGCUUCCCCCGCUGCUGGGGCCCCAGCUGAUGCGCAGCCACGUCCUGACCACCGCGAUCUGGCUGACGUUCGUCAUACAGGACACGAUCACCGGCCAUUCCGGGUAUCAUGUGCCGUUCCUCAGCAGCAACGAGGCGCACGACUACCAUCACAUGAAAUUCAACCAGUGCUACGGUGUGUUCGGUUGGCUCGAUUGGCUACACGGUACCGACUCACAGUUCCGGUCGUCCCGAUUCUACCAGCGCCACCAGAUGUUGCUGAGCAGCAAAUCGGCUCGCGAAGUGGUGCCGGACGACAAGAAACAGCACCACAAGAAGAAGAUGAAGUAG